Messenger RNA from Penicillium lagena, 1656 nucleotides. RefSeq lists its product as uncharacterized. Gene Ontology annotation, molecular function: amino acid transmembrane transporter activity. Lineage: Eukaryota; Fungi; Ascomycota; Eurotiomycetes; Eurotiales; Aspergillaceae. Gene Ontology annotation, cellular component: membrane. The record is from RefSeq and is a predicted model, not a curated record. Bases 1 to 1656 code for a protein of 551 amino acids. Gene Ontology annotation, biological process: amino acid transmembrane transport. The transcript is spliced from 2 exons.
AUGGAAAGCAAGUUUGAUGACACCCACGAUGUCAAAGAUGUGCCCGAUGCGCCUAUCUCUCAAGGCCAAAUCCAAACAGUUAAUGGUCUACAUAGGCGACUCGAAAAUAGGCACAUUCAACUCAUAGCCAUUGGCGGGUCGAUUGGCACAGGGUUGUUUAUCACCAUAGGAAAUGGACUCGCUGCUGGUGGACCCGCCAGUUUAUUCAUCUCCUAUGUUGCGUACUGCCUUGUGCUCGGCUGCGUGAAUAAUUGCAUAGCUGAAAUGAUUGUUCUUCAUCCUAUGCCCGGAGGGUUCAUUCGCCUGGCUGGAAAAUGGGUCGACGACGCACUCGGCUUUAUGGUUGGGUGGAACUUUUUCAUCUAUGAAGCGCUCAUGAUCCCCUUCGAAAUAACCGCUAUCAAUCUCAUCCUGAGCUAUUGGAGAGACGAUAUUCCCGUCGCUGCAGUUUGUAUAGCUUGCAUCGUCCUUUAUGGGCUUCUCAACCUUCUUGCCGUAUCUGCGUAUGGGGAAGCCGAGUUCUGGCUUUCAUCGGGGAAGGUCCUCCUGAUCUUUGUCACGUUCUUUUUCACAUUUGUUACCAUGGUCGGUGGUAACCCACAACACGAUGCAUACGGAUUCCGGUACUGGAAUAAUCCAGGUCCUUUCGCAGAAGAUCGGGCUUCUGGUAGCCUCGGUCGGUUUGAAGGCUUUCUGGCUACUGUAUGGUCUGCGGCUUUCAUAAUCGUCGGGCCUGAGUAUAUAUCCAUGGCGGCUGCAGAAGCCAAGCGUCCUAGCAUUUAUAUCAAGGCUGCAUUCAAAACUAUUUACUGGCGUUUUGCACUCUUCUUCAUGCUCAGCGCUCUCUGCAUCGGGAUCGUUGUGCCUUGGAACGACCCCACUCUUCAAGCGAUUCUGGCUGGGAAAAGCAGCAAGAAAGGAGGCGGUGCUUCUCCUUACCUUAUCGCUAUGUCUAACAUGCAGAUCGAUGUUCUUCCUCACAUUGUCAAUGCUCUUCUUGUGACUUCAGUCUUCUCUGCGGGCAAUGCUUUGACAUACUGCGCCACACGCUCUCUCUAUGGUCUAGCACUAGAUGGACGCGCCCCCAAAAUCCUGACCAAGACGGCAAGGGGCAUUCCUAUCUAUGCUUUUGCCGUUGUCAUGUGUUUCCCCUUCCUUUCGCUCCUGCAGGUGUCAAAUAGCUCCUCGCUGGUCCUAACAUGGCUUAUCGACCUAACCACUGCCGGCGCCCUUAUCGACUAUCUUGUGAUGUGCAUCACUUACAUCAGAUUUCAUAAAGCCUGCAAGAGCCAGGGCGUUGAUCGAGCGACCUUUCCGUAUUGCGGAUAUUUUCAACCUUAUUGUGCAUGGAUUGGCCUCGUUGCCAUGGUCAUCAUCUUACUAUUCUAUGGGUACUCAGCCUUCGACCCUUGGAGUGUCACGGGCUUUUUUCAAAAUUAUACCAUGCAAAUUGUCGCCCCUAUCCUGUACUUAGGGUGGAAAUUGACGCACCGGACCAAAAUCGUGAAACCUGAAGAGCUCAACCUAGUUUGGGAUCGCCCACUUAUUGAUGCUUACGAGGCCUGUUUGGUGGACAGCUCUGUGGGUUUCUGGACUGAUAUCGCUCGGUUACUCCGUCGGAGACAACAAAAGGCAACGAAAGACGUGAGCGAGUAA